This is a messenger RNA of Hirsutella rhossiliensis, 762 nucleotides long. RefSeq names its product HORMA domain-containing protein. The transcript has 2 exons. Gene Ontology annotation, cellular component: zeta DNA polymerase complex. The record is from RefSeq and is a predicted model, not a curated record. Bases 1 to 762 code for a protein of 253 amino acids. NCBI's taxonomy places the organism in Eukaryota, Fungi, Ascomycota, Sordariomycetes, Hypocreales, Ophiocordycipitaceae.
AUGUCCGCCCCCAGCCAGCCGCUCCUCCUCGCCCCCCCGCACGCCUCGGCCCUCGUUUCCUCCUUCACCUCGUUCCUCACCAUCGCCAUCCACUCCCUGCUCUUCCACCGGCGCCUGUACCCGCCCGCCACAUUCCUCCUCGCCCGUGCCUACAACCUCCCCGUCCACCAGUCGCGUCACCCGGCCGUCUGCGCCUGGGUCCGCGAUGCCGUCGCCGCCGUCGCCCUCCAGAUCCGCGCCGCCGCCGCCCGCCGCGUCGCCCUCGCCGUCCACGACCCCGCCACCCUCGCCGUCGUCGAGCGCUGGGUCUUUGACCUUUGUGGCUUUCCCGCUGAUCCUCGCCUCGUCGCCGCCGCUGCCGCCGAGGGCCAUGAUGUGCACGGCGGCCAGGAUGGAGAGCAGCACCCUGUGAACUGGACCGAUGUCCACGAGGCUCUGAGAGGUGCCCUGCGCAAGCUGGCUUAUGCCGGCGAGAGCAUGCCGCCUCCCCCCGACGACUCCACCUUUUCCCUUGCCAUCGAGCUCCGCGACGACGCACUCGCCCCCAUCCAACAUCCGCAGCUCUGGCUCCCCUCGGAGCCGCACCUCCAGCCCCCCACGGCAUCCAACCCCCACCAAGGCUCGGCCCUCGGCGGCGCGUCCACAACACCCAUCCGCUCCGUGCAAGCGGGGCCCCUCUUCUUCGAGUGCUGGGUCGAACAAGCCUCGCGCGACGACGCAUCGGCCCCGUCGAGCACCGACGCUGACAGUAAAGCUACGUAA